Molecule: messenger RNA, 5206 nt
Organism: Cuculus canorus (common cuckoo)
Lineage: Eukaryota; Metazoa; Chordata; Aves; Cuculiformes; Cuculidae
Gene: GPD2
Product: glycerol-3-phosphate dehydrogenase 2
Exons: 17
Coding region: 125-2308 (727 amino acids)
Biological process (GO): glycerol-3-phosphate metabolic process
Cellular component (GO): glycerol-3-phosphate dehydrogenase (FAD) complex; mitochondrion
Molecular function (GO): glycerol-3-phosphate dehydrogenase (quinone) activity; calcium ion binding
Source: RefSeq, a predicted model, not a curated record
GCGCAGGGAGGGCGGGAAGAGGCGGAGCGAGCGGCUGGAAGGGGGAAGCGGGGCGCGUUUGGAGGCGGGAGUCUUCCCUCUGCUCCGGGGAGGGACCGGGAUCGGCCGGGCUGCGGCGUGAAGAAUGGCAUUUCAGAAGGCGGUGAAAGGAACUGCUCUCGUUGGAGGAGGUGCCAUAGCAACAAUUUUUGGCCUCUCUCAAUUUUCUCAGUAUAGAAACAAACACGGAACCUUUGUGCACGUUGAAGCUGCAGAAGCUGUGACCGUUCCCAUCAAGGACCAUUUCCCUACAAGGGAAGAGCAGAUCUCGGCGUUGCAAACCAUAAGUGAAUUUGAUGUCGUCGUUAUAGGUGGGGGAGCAACAGGAUGUGGCUGCGCAUUGGAUGCGGUCACAAGAGGACUAAAAACAGCCCUUGUAGAAAGAUAUGAUUUCUCAUCGGGGACCAGCAGCCGGAGCACUAAAUUGAUCCACGGUGGAGUGCGGUAUCUUCAGAAGGCCAUCAUGAAGUUGGAUGUUGAGCAGUAUAAGAUGGUCAAAGAAGCACUUGAGGAGCGUGCAAACCUGCUUGAAAUUGCUCCGCACCUCUCGGCUCCGUUGCCAAUAAUGCUGCCAGUUUACAAGUGGUGGCAGUUGCCAUACUACUGGCUGGGAAUAAAACUCUAUGACCUUGUGGCAGGAAGUCAGUGUUUGAAAAGCAGUUAUGUCCUGAGCAAGGCCAGAGCCUUGGAGCACUUUCCGAUGCUACGCAAGGAUGAGCUUGUGGGAGCUAUCGUCUACUAUGAUGGACAGCACAACGACGCCCGGAUGAACCUCGCCAUCGCCCUCACUGCUGCCAGGUACGGCGCUGCCACUGCCAAUUACACUGAAGUGCUGCGCUUGCUCAAGAGGACGGAUGUGGCCAGCGGGAAGCAGCGCGUGUGCGGAGUGCGCUGCAGGGAUGUCCUAACAGGGCAGGAAUUUGAUGUCAAAGCCAAAUGUGUUAUCAAUGCUACGGGACCUUUCACAGACUCCGUGCGCAAAAUGGAUGAUGAGGAAGUACCAAACAUCUGUCAGCCGAGUGCAGGUGUGCAUAUUGUCAUGCCUGGUUAUUACAGCCCUGACAACAUGGGUCUGCUUGACCCAGCCACCAGCGAUGGGAGAGUGAUUUUCUUCCUGCCCUGGGAGAAGAUGACCAUCGCAGGGACGACAGACAGCCCGACGGAUGUUACGUCCCAUCCCAUACCGACAGAAGAAGACAUAAACUUCAUUUUGAACGAAGUGCGCAACUACCUUGGUGGUGAUGUUGAAGUGAGAAGAGGAGACGUGUUGGCAGCGUGGAGUGGCAUUCGUCCUCUGGUCACAGACCCCAACUCCAAAGACACGCAGUCGAUAUCCCGGAAUCACGUUGUUACCAUUAGCGAUAGUGGCCUCGUCACCAUAGCAGGUGGGAAGUGGACAACCUACCGUGCCAUGGCGCAGGACACCAUUGACGCAGCCAUCCAGGCGCAUGGUCUGAAGGCGGGUUCCAGUAAGACCAUCGGGCUGCAGCUGCAAGGGGCUGAGGACUGGAGUCCCACGCUCUACAUUAGAUUGGCUCAAGACUAUGGGCUAGAAAGUGAGGUGGCUCAGCAUCUGGCUUCAACAUAUGGAGGCAAAGCUUUUGAGGUAGCCAAAAUAGCCCAAGUGACAGGAAAGAGGUGGCCCAUCGUUGGAAAACGUCUUGUGUCUGAAUUUCCUUACAUUGAAGCUGAGGUUGUCUAUGGCGUUAAAGAGUAUGCCCGCACGGCGGUGGAUAUGAUCUCCCGACGCACUCGCCUGGCCUUCCUGAACGUGCAGGCUGCAGAGGAAGCCCUGCCAAGGAUCAUAGAUAUAAUGGGGAAGGAACUCAACUGGAGUGAGCAGAAAAAGAAGGAAGAGCUUGAAGCUGCUAAAAGAUUUCUCUAUUAUGAAAUGGGCUACAAAGUGAAAUCGGAUCAAUUAACAGACAGCUCGGAGAUCAGCCUAAUACCUACAGACAUUGAAAGGUACAAGAAGCGAUUCCACAUGUUUGACAAGGACAAGAAGGGGUUCAUUACUAUCCUGGAUGUGCAGCGUGUCCUGGAGAGCAUCGGCGUGCAAAUUGCUGAAAACACACUUCAUGAUAUCCUAAAUGAAGUGGACCUGAACAAAAAUGGACAGGUUGAGCUCAAUGAGUUUUUGCAGCUGAUGAGCGCCAUUCAGAAGGGCCACGUCUCCGGCAGCCGGCUGGCUGUUCUCAUGAAGACUGCCGAGGAGAAUCUGCGCCAGAGGGUGGUGAUUCCGGUAGACCGGAGUGGCGGUGGGCUGUGAGUUCAACCGCAACGUCUGCUUACAGUCACGGCCAACAGAGACACGUAGCUGCUGAAAAACAUUCCAGUGCUCCUGGCUGUCCCUGCUUCUUGAAGACAACCGGUACCUGUCUAUCGGUGUAGCUCUUACACAAAUACGUUGGUGCAUUCAGUUUUGUUAUUAACAGUUUACCGUACAGCUCUUAACACUCCGGUAUGUGGCCUUUUGGAUUGGGUAUCCUUUAGAUGUAGGGGUUCAUUAACAGGAGGUCGGGAAUACAGCUUAGAAAGGUUUGUGUGCAAACCCGUGCACGUGCUGCCUUCUUCAUGAACUUUUAUAGCACCCUUACCUUUGUGGAUGCUCAAAGUGAAUCCUGCCCUUAAAUGCAUUGCGUUGAGUUUUGCAGAUGCAUGUUUAGUGUUCGAAAGCUACUGAUCUGUCCUCUUCCAUGAGGAGCAAGAGAGGCAAUGCUGAGGUUUGGAGGUGUUGUCCCAAAAGGAAUGAAAAUUGGUUAGCAGUUGCAGUGAGGUGCCGUCAGGAACCUCCUGCAGGGUUUGCUCUUCCCAGUGCUCCGUGAUUUCAGCAGUGCCAAUGCCUGGCCAGGCUCAAAGAUCAGCAGGGUGAAUGUGGAGAACUACGAGACAGCUUGAUUAAUCACCCAAGCUGAUAAUUUAGUUAAAAGCUAGGGGACAGCUCUCCUUUCUUCCAGGUUAAUAAAAAUUCUCUCCCUCCAACGAGCAGCAUUGUCUGGCACAGGGCGAUGCUGAAAGUGCUGCUCGCUGUUUCGGGGCUGGAGAAACACUAGGGAUGGGUAGGAGAUGGCAGGUUUCGAUAGCGUAAGUCUUAAUGUUUUGUUUAAAAAUGCUUAAACACAGAACUAGGAUGUUUGUUUGGCAUUCUACAAAAGUGGAAGGGCUCUUUUUCAGCAGGAAAAUAUUUAAAUGUAAUUGUAUUUCAUUUAUUAAUGAAAAAACUCAAGCUAGGCCCAGUGAUGCGAGCUGAUUUCAGCGAUGUUGUCUCUGACUCUUUGCCUCUGUUGUUGGAUUGAUGAAGGUGAAGGUCGGAUGGGAGGGUUCUGACCGGUGUAGGACACGGAAGGGAUGCAUUAUUGAUGGAUUUGUCACACUGUGAUGUUCUCAGAGUAUAAAUAACUAAUUUACAACUCUAACCAAGCCUCAGGUCCGAGGUGUCGGAAUUCCUGUUUAUGUAAAAUCUAUAUUUUAACUGAUGUCCCCUUUCCACAAUGGAAAAGAAGGGAAUGAACGGCAAAGGUUGCUUUGAUGUUUCAAAUGGAAAAUGGUUGCGUCCACAAGCGGAGGUGCUGAGGAGGGGUGGGGGUGGCACGGGGAGUAGGGGCGCUGUGCUCGUCGGGAGAGGCAGAGCCCUGUUAAAGAAAAAUUAACAGUUCGGGUGUUUAAAAAUAGCAAAGAAAAGGGCAAGGCUCGUUGAAAAUUUGGGAGGUGGUUCUGUUCCUGUCAGUCUGGGGGAUGGAGCUGGUCCCAGUAAAAAGCUUUUUGGGUGGUUUUUGCACGUUAAAUGUUUUUUGAUGCUGCCUUGCACCGAGGCGCAGCUCUCGUUAAGAGUUACGGCUCAUCUGCUCCAAGCCCUGUGCUGGUGAGGCACGGUCGGUGGGAAUGAGGAGACACCACUGUCUGAGAUUGUUUAGGAAAAAAAGCGGUUUGUUUUUGCAGUCCUGGAAACUUAUCUUUUAUGAGCUGUGUUCUGCAGUGUUCGCGUGAAAUCUGUGAUGUUGAACACAGUUUCCGAUCCCCAGAUUCCUUUCAGGGGGUUCUGAUCCGCUUUUCAGGUCAGGACGCAAGUGCAGAGCAAGAGGGCAGUGCAGGAGCAACACCCAGGUUGGCGCAGUGAGCACGGGGAGGAGGGAAGGGGCUUGCGAUUCUGAAUUGACAGUAAUUUAGGGCAAAAAAAGUAAAAGCAAUGAGACCAUUUCCAUGCCAGACAGAGAAAUAUUGACAGCGUUUAACAUUUUAUAUGAUUUAAAGACAAAUUCUCCUCCGCUCCUGUCUGCGUGGCACUGUUAAGGGUUAAUAGCACAAGUUUACGUGCAAAGCCAGGAUUUUCUGCUUUGUCCCCAAAGUCUCCUCUGUAUUUUUGUAACAUUGCAUGCAGAAGGUGACUUUGGGAAUGUCUUGGUUGCAUGCGUGUGUCCUGUGAUUGGAAUUUGCUUUGCAUCCCAGGCACUUUCGUGCCACGCUUGCUAUGUCUUGGCCAGCCGGCUCCGUGUGGCUGCCCUGGGUGCCGGGAGAGGGGUCUGUGUGUGCGCUGAGCCAGACUGCGCCCGCACGGAUAACAGCCAGGAGUAUUUAUUGCUCAACUCAAACAGCCAGGAGUAUUUAUUGCUCACCUUACUGUUGUUUGCAGGGAUUUGGCUUUGCUGUGUUUGUUUUUUAUGUGAAUUAAAGAGUUAUGAACUGUCCCUGCCUUGCGUUGUUCUGCUCCUACGUGGGAAAACUGAUGUGAUUUCCCUUUUUCCCCUUUUUUUCCUGUUAUUUUUUUGAGGUGGGAGUUGGCUUUCUGGAUGGGGGGAGGGAUGGAGGGGUAUUUGUGUUCUAAAUAAACUGCACUCCCGAUGGGGAGUGUCUCUGCAACGUGUGUGUGUAUGGACACACAUCCACGCACGGAGUGCGUUCCACACGUGGCACUUGGGAAUUCUGUUAGGAUCCUGCUCUAGACCGAACUGUUAAGCACUGUGUUUGAGGCCGGGAUGUCAUUUUUAUAACUGUCUUGGUGUUUUACUGCUGUUAUUUAUUACUUUUGAUAUACAGAAUGAGCCGCAUGCAUUUAUGGAGCAAUAAGAGAAUGUAUUUAAUGUGCCUUGUUUUUCACUGAGUACGAACUGAAAGCAUGAAUCAAUAAAAGUCAUUAAAAGCGGUCCCUUCCCUGGCAGUUUGUUAUGGC